Molecule: messenger RNA, 1652 nt
Organism: Erigeron canadensis
Lineage: Eukaryota; Viridiplantae; Streptophyta; Magnoliopsida; Asterales; Asteraceae
Product: RNA-binding protein 24
Exons: 8
Coding region: 239-1108 (289 amino acids)
Molecular function (GO): RNA binding
Source: RefSeq, a predicted model, not a curated record
CUCUAAAACCCAGUUUGAUCUAGCUGAAAUUUCAAAAGGGUGCUGUUUUUUUCGUGAAAAAAGUUUGAUCUUUAUUAUAACUUAGUUUAAUUUUAGAAGAAGUAUUGGUAUUUUGUGAAAAGAUUUAAUCUUUUUUAUAACGUAGCUUAUUUUAAGAAGUAAGAUUAUGUGAAAAGUGUUGUUAUUAUGUGAAAAGUUUUUAUUUUGGUCCGUUUUAUUAAAAAAAGUUGCAUCUUUUAUGCAAAUCAAUUUGAUUCAAGACAACAAGAAAGAGGAGGACUUGUUUAUGGCAUCAAUUCCAGGAUCAGGAUCAAGCUCAAGUUCAGGGUUUCAAUCUCCAUUUGGUGAUACAACUUUUACUAAAGUGUUCGUUGGUGGGCUAGCUUGGGAGACUAAAAGUGAAACCAUGCGCCAAUAUUUUGAGCAAUUUGGUGAAAUUCUUGAAGCUGUUGUCAUCACUGAUAAGAACACUGGAAGAUCCAAGGGCUAUGGUUUUGUGACUUUUCGUGAUCCUGAAUCAGCUGGGAGAGCAUGUGUGGAUCCAGCUCCAGUAAUUGAUGGUAGACGGGCAAAUUGUAACUUAGCUUCACUUGGACGCCCUCGUCCUGCAUUGUCUUUUGGACAUAUCACAUCACCAAUGCCUUAUUCUGGAGGCAUGCAAGCUGUUCGUGUGCCGUCUAUUGGAGGUUAUGGCUAUCAGCAACCACUUGUUUACAACUACCGACAAGGAUUAGUAUAUCCUUCAUACCCGUAUGGAACUUAUGCUCCAGAAUACGUCUAUCCGCAGGGUGUUUACAACCCAUAUCCAGGUCAACAGUAUCUUCAGAUGUAUGGAGCAGCUAAUACAUCGGUAUAUCCUUACAAUCAAAUGGGUCAAAUUGUACCGGGUGGUCAAGGCUACACGGCUUUUCAGGGUUACACGUUACCUGGUCAUCAGAUUGUGCAAUUUGGACCCAAUGUGAAUGUAACAACUACCUCAUCUAUUAGGACAAUUCAAGCAGCAUAUCCAUCAGGUGUUGCGGCACCUGUUCAAGGACAGCAAUUUGUAAUUCCUGCUCCUUCACCACAAAUCAUGCAAGGAGGCGGUUCCGACCAAAGUGGAGGAUGAAUGUCUGAUUAAAAGGUAUCAUUAGAUUGCAGCAGGACUAAGAACGACAGUACUGCUACUUGAGUGGCGGGCUUCAAAUCUAGCCUUGCAAGUUAUUCGUUUUGCAUUCUAGAGGUCAUUUUUACCAGAGAAAAUCAUGGAUUGGGAAAUCCCAUGAUGCCAAUCGACACUUUUUGGCCCUCUCUCACUCUGCCAGUGACACUGAGGGCCAAACUAAUCGCCACCCGAAAGCUGGAAUAGGUUUCUGGCAUGCAUUUAAAUCCGCAUACACCAUUCUCGUUAAAUCAACAAAGCCCCGUCAAUUUGGAUAUGUGCAUAUACAUUGGCCAAAGUCUACGGUGCUAUGUAUUGGUGUCAUUUGUAUCAUUGUUCAAGUUUCAUUUUGUUUUCUAUUUGUAUUCAUCACAUGUAGAGCCUGAUUUUCAAAGGGUGAAAGGCCAGGUUCAUUAGUAAAAAAAGGAAGAGUGGAAUCCUGUUACCUGUGUGUGUGGCUGCAAUUUUGUUUUGGAUCUUUUACUUGUGACUCCUGAUUUUCAAUUGUUUA